Messenger RNA from Colias croceus (clouded yellow), 1685 nucleotides. RefSeq lists its product as uncharacterized. Gene Ontology annotation, cellular component: extracellular matrix. The coding region runs from base 11 to 1390 and encodes 459 amino acids. The record is from RefSeq and is a predicted model, not a curated record. The transcript is spliced from 6 exons. NCBI's taxonomy places the organism in Eukaryota, Metazoa, Arthropoda, Insecta, Lepidoptera, Pieridae.
UACAACAAACAUGUUCUCAAAAGUCCUGGCAAUUAGCGCCGUGUUGGCGGUGUCUUCGGCUGGUCUGCUGCCAGCGGCCCACUACUCCCCUGCUGCAGCGGUCUCCUCCCAGAGCAUCGUGCGCCACGAGCAGCCCCUUGCUGUAGCCGCCCCCGUCGCCUACCACGCCGCUCCCGUCGCCUACCAAGCCGCCCCAGUUGCCUACGCCGCUCCCGCCCGCUACUCGUCCGCCGCGGCUGUCUCCUCACAGAACAUCAUCAGACACCAACAAUCCAUCGCUGUCGCCGCUCCCGUCGCCUCCGUCACCUACUCCUCCCCCGCCCGCUACUCCUCUGGCCCCGCCCUCUCUUCUCAGAACAUUGUCCGUCACGGCGUAGUUGCCCCCGUCCAAUACGCACAAUACGCAGCUCCCGUCGCCUCCGUAGCCUACUCCUCCCCCGCCCGCUACUCCUCUGGUGCCGCCCUAUCUUCUCAGAACAUUGUCCGUCACGGCGUAGUUGCCCCCGUCCAAUACGCACAAUACGCAGCUCCCGCUCGCGUCGCCGUCGCCCACGCCGCUCCCCUCGUCCACGCCGCUCCCGCUCAUGUCGCCGUCGAGGAAUACGAUGUGCACCCCAGGUACGACUUCGCGUACUCCGUAGCCGACGGCCACACCGGUGACAACAAGUCCCAGCACGAGAGCCGCGACGGUGACGUCGUGCACGGCGAGUACUCGCUGCUCGAGGCUGACGGCUCAGUGCGCCGCGUGCAGUACACCGCUGACCCACACAACGGCUUCAACGCUGUGGUCUCCAACUCCGCGCCCGCCCACUCCGCACAUGCCAUCGUCGCUCCCUCCCAGAGUAUUGUGCGCCACGAGCAGCCCCUUGCUGUAGCCGCCCCCGUCGCCUACCACGCCGCUCCCGUCACCUACCAAGCCGCCCCAGUCUCCUACGCCGCUCCCGUCCGCUACUCGUCCGCCGCAGCUGUCUCCUCACAGAACAUCAUCAGACACCAGCCAUCCAUCGCUGUCGCCGCUCCCGUCGCCUCCGUAGCCUACUCCUCCCCCGCCCGCUACUCCUCUGCUCCCGCUCGCGUCGCCGUCGCUCACGCCGCUCCGCUCGUCCACGCCGCUCCCGCUCAUGUCGCCGUCGAGGAAUACGAUGCGCACCCCAGGUACGACUUCGCGUACUCCGUAGCCGACGGCCACACCGGCGACAACAAGUCCCAGCACGAGAGCCGCGACGGUGACGUCGUACAUGGCGAGUACUCGCUGCUCGAGGCUGACGGCUCAGUGCGCCGCGUGGAGUACACCGCUGACCCACACAACGGCUUCAACGCUGUGGUCUCCAACUCCGCGCCCGCCCACGCCACUCCCGUCGCUCAUGCUCCCAUCCUCGCUCAUCACUAAGUUAUUAUAUAAUUAAUAAUUAUUGUUUAAAUUUACUUUAUGUGUUCAUGAUGCAUGUGACUAUUUAUUAAUAGUAAUGACAAUGUAAUAAAAUAAGAAUUAACUUUAGCAAAGGCAUAUUUUUAAUCCCAUCCAAAAAUAUUAUUUAACUUAUUAUUAUCAACCGAUUAGUUACUCAGCAUUGAAGCGUAUGGAAAGCCUGCAAUAAUAUCAAACUUUUAUCGAACAUGUAACACAUAUCAAAGUGAGUUUUAUAAUAAUAACUUAUUUGAUGAACAUGGGCUCAUUGUAAAUG